GAAGAGAAGAACAACGUCUUCAAUCUUCACCGUCGUUCACACAUCCUACAUACAAUGAGCUCUCUUCGGUUUGCACGGGCUGCCCUCCGGGUACGUCCCACGGCCAUUCGCGUCCCUGCUGGUCACAGAACCUACGCCGACGCUGUCGCCGACAAGAUCAAGCUCUCCCUGGCUAUGCCUCACCAGAGCCUCUUCAAGUCCACCGACGUUGUCCAGGUCAACAUCCCCGCCGAGUCCGGUGAGAUGGGUAUCCUCGCAAACCACGUUCCCUCCAUCGAACAAUUGAAGCCCGGUCUCGUUGAGGUUAUUGAGGAGAGCGGUGGCACCAAGCAAUUCUUCCUUUCCGGUGGAUUCGCCGUUGUCCAGCCCGACUCCCGCCUCAGCAUCAAUGCCGUCGAGGGAUACCCUCUUGAAGAUUUCUCCGCUGAUGCUAUCCGUGCCCAGAUCACCGAGGCUCAAAAGAUUGCCAACGGCAGCGGCAGUGAACAAGACAUUGCUGAGGCUAAGAUUGAACUUGAGGUUCUCGAGACUCUCCAAAUGCACGUGAAAUAGAUGCUGUGAUGUAAAUAAUUGUCAACUCUUUCACCCUAUUUCAAAAUAUGUAGAAUUAUAUUCGAUUAGUCGAAGGUUUCCUUCUCAAUGGCAUUCCAUUUGUACUCUAUUGAUGCACAAGUUUACUAUAUACCUCUAUUGGAGCUGAGUCUAGUCUCCGACCUUUCUGGCUUCCAAACAAUCAAUUUCUUAUCAAACCCUCCACUAACAAGCCACUCCUCCCCCUCAACCCAGCCCGCCCAUAUGCUCCUCACUUUAAUGCCGGCCUCAUGCCCAUUCUUCAACAUGGUUACUAAUUUGCCCGUCUUACUCUCAAUGCCGCGGAUAACACCAUCAUCUCCAUUAACCCAAACACCAGAGCCAUCCGGCCGCCAGACAACCUGUGGGGUCGAAUACGCAGUCUGCGGAGCGAAUGUAUUCGCUUGGAUUAUGAUAGCGGCAUCUUCAUGGUUUUGGAGUGCUAAUGAAGCGUUCGAUUGACUGAGGUGGGUUGCUGGGGUCGCUUCAUUGUUGACGCGUUCAUCAUCUCCAGUAUUCCUCUUCGUUGGAAAUAACAAGCGGACAAUCAUCACUUUCAUAUGCGGCAACGUGGAUAGAGCGACUGCGAUUAUACCAGGAUCGCGGGGAUUCUGUGUCAUACAAGAGGGUGAAAAGGAAACCCAAGCAUUGGAGUUGGGCGCAAGGUUUUGUUUUCCGAUUUCCUUGCAACUUCGUUGCUGACUGUCCCGUGUCCGUAAUGGUUCGAUAUUAUAGUAGUAGAUAUAUGUUGAAUCCCGCCGGGAAAGUAGAAGGGUCAAAUCUCUUGU
Talaromyces stipitatus ATCC 10500 is the source of this 1358-nucleotide messenger RNA. Its product is annotated as ATP synthase delta chain, mitochondrial precursor, putative. The transcript is spliced from 6 exons. Gene Ontology annotation, biological process: proton motive force-driven ATP synthesis. NCBI's taxonomy places the organism in Eukaryota, Fungi, Ascomycota, Eurotiomycetes, Eurotiales, Trichocomaceae. Gene Ontology annotation, molecular function: proton-transporting ATP synthase activity, rotational mechanism. The record is from RefSeq and is a predicted model, not a curated record. Bases 55 to 552 code for a protein of 165 amino acids.